AUGGUCAUUGAGACCAGCGGCAAGCUGCUGAAGGGGUAUGAUGACAAAGGGUACAGCCGAGCCUUCAACCGAUUGUUUACAAAGGCCCCGGCAAACGCCGGGUACAACGACGGCUUGUCGGCCCCGCAGCCCGACUUCGUAGAGGGCCUCGAGAAACAAGAGUUCCGCCCGUUCCAGGCCGCCGACUAUAUCCCUGGAGCCACUCUUUAUAAGGACGACCCCCGUUCCAUAACCCUACCGAUGAUUGCUGGAGAAUGGAAGGGCCCUGCUGGGGACAUGAGAGAAACGAGAGUGCAGAGUGCCUACGACGGAGCAGCUCUUGUCCACGCAAGAAACCAAGCACUCGCCUACAUGGGAGGGUCUGAUCCCCCAGGCCACGCAGAAGUCACAACAUUCACCGCAGACGGCACCAAUCUCAACCUGACGGACGGAGACGUCUCAGGAACGCCCAAGACUAUGCGAAGACUCAGUCCGAAGAACUAA
Messenger RNA from Sporothrix brasiliensis 5110, 483 nucleotides. RefSeq lists its product as uncharacterized. The transcript is spliced from 2 exons. NCBI's taxonomy places the organism in Eukaryota, Fungi, Ascomycota, Sordariomycetes, Ophiostomatales, Ophiostomataceae. The record is from RefSeq and is a predicted model, not a curated record. Bases 1 to 483 code for a protein of 160 amino acids.